Cyclopterus lumpus (lumpfish) is the source of this 2377-nucleotide messenger RNA. It is a transcript of the gene b4galt4, whose product is annotated as UDP-Gal:betaGlcNAc beta 1,4- galactosyltransferase, polypeptide 4. The coding region runs from base 648 to 1688 and encodes 346 amino acids. Gene Ontology annotation, biological process: carbohydrate metabolic process. NCBI's taxonomy places the organism in Eukaryota, Metazoa, Chordata, Actinopteri, Perciformes, Cyclopteridae. The record is from RefSeq and is a predicted model, not a curated record. Gene Ontology annotation, molecular function: glycosyltransferase activity. The transcript has 7 exons.
CAAUGCAGUGUGUGAAUCGCGCUGUUCCAGUAGUAGAAUAAAAUACACAGAUAUCUUGAGGUAUCUGCUGAAUACGGAGCACAUUUUCGCAUAUUAUUAGAGGAUGUUACCCUUCACAGUAUGGUUACCAAUCAUAGUCAGCUAAAAAUGAGGUUACACAUUUAAACCAUCUUUAUACUGUAUAAACGGACACACAUUUAUGAGUUGAUGGGAAGAAAUUACUUUUACUGAGAACCUCUUAUUUUCCCAAUAUAUGUAUUUAUUUUUUACAAGCUUUUAGUAUGAAAUACACCCAGAAGUAUUGUGUACUUAGGUUAUAUUGACUUGACACUGGGUGGCAACAUGGAAUAACGCUUGUGUCACAGUUUUUGGAGAACUGAAGUCCUCGGCCCCACCUCUUGAAACUGGAUUUUGAAGAUACAGCGAUGGAUUUUCACCAAUGACUUUUCCUUAAUUCACAGUGACCAUAUAUUUAAUUCACUGUUUAGUUCAGCAUCAUGUUUCAUCGCCAUGGGAUGAUCGGUUAGUGAAACUGGCUGUUGUUAUAUUUGCUUCGAUGUCCUGCGGAGAGGAACUAUCCUAGACUAGAACCUCCAGCAUCUACAGUUGACACUUUUACUGUUUCACAUCAGUGCAGUCACACAGCUAUGGGCUUUUGUUUGCCUGUGUGCAAGACUUUGCGGAGGGGGAAAUAUUUUCUACUACUCUUUGUCUCGCUGUCCGUGCUGGCAUGGAUCUCAACUUUUUCAGGCGAAACAGUGAAAUCCGCUCAGGUUUUCUCCGCCUCACCACAAACUCUUGUCAAAGCCGACAGUCUGAGGGAUCAACCUAACACUGAGACAGCAGCACCCAAUCGAUUAGAAACUCCACCACCAAAAGUCGAAUGCCCUCAGAAGUCACCAUUGCUACAGGGAUCUGUGAAGCUGUCCUUUGAAUCCUCUCUAACACUGAAGGAUGUGGAGAGUCAAAACAAAGGAGUGACUGAAGGCGAGUACGAGCCCUCAGACUGCACGGCGAGGCAGAGCGUGGCGGUCCUCAUCCCUCAUCGCAGCAGAGAGAGACACCUCCUCUACCUCUUGAACCACCUGCACCCCUUUCUGCAGAGGCAGCAGCUACACUACGCCAUUUACGUAAUCCAGCAGGCUGGUGAUGCAACUUUUAACCGUGCCAAGUUACUCAAUGUCGGGUAUUUGGAGGCACUGAAGGACUACAGUUGGGAGUGUUUCAUCUUUCAUGACGUGGACCUGGUUCCUGAAAAUGAUCACAAUUUAUACGUCUGUGACAAUCAGCCCAAACACCUGGUGGUUGGCCGGAACGCCACUGGAUACAAGCUGCGUUACAAAGGCUACUUUGGAGGCGUCACAGCUAUGACCAAAGACCAGUUUCAUCGAGUGAAUGGAUUCUCAAACACUUACUGGGGUUGGGGCGGAGAAGAUGAUGACCUUCGCAUCAGGGUUGAGCUGCAGAAAAUGAAGAUUGUCCGCCCGCCCGCUGAUGUCGCUCGCUACACCAUGGUGUUUCACAAACGGGACAGUGGCAAUGAAGUAAACAAAGACAGGAUGAGGUUGUUGGGACAAACACCUCUGGUAUGGAAAAAGGACGGACUGAACAGCUGCUCAUAUAAGACUAUGUUGCUCGAGAGGCAGCCUCUUUAUGUGAACGUUACUGUGGACAUUGGUAAGCCAUAGAAGGGAGAUUACGAAUGGGAAGCCCUACUGUGACCAAAAAAUAUUUGAUGGUACAUGUCUUUCAAGACUGAGCAAUAUUACUAACUAUACUGACAAAUUUGGUACCAUUUUACUUGAACCACUCCUUCAUAUAAUCUUUAUUAUAACUACAGAUUGCUCUUAAUGUUCACACUGUUGUGUGAACUGAAUAACUGAUAAGUCGACCGAGUGAUGCAGCCAUUAGGAAGCUGAGAAUGAGAGUUAAAUUGUUUUUAGAGACACAUGUUUUCUAGGUUGUUGGUGGACAGUCUGUUUAUUUCAUGUUCACAUCUCAUACAUAUAUGAUUGUUUUAGGGUUGGUUUUCUACUGUGAGUUGAACACUUUUACAUGUAAAAAUAUUGUUGGACUACAACUUCUCAAAGAUUUUGUAACAUGAUCACAACCAAGAAAAUUGGGGUAAUGUAGCAUAAAAAUGUUUGACUGACAUUUUUUAUUUUAAUUUGUAGUUAAUAUGAAUCAAUGUAUGAAAUUCAAAGUGAUGCCAUAAUAAUUAUUUGAGACUGGCAUUUGUUGGAUUAAUUUUAAAUGUUUGCAGGUUGAUUUGGGAUGAUUUAUCAUGUUUUGUAUGUGUUGAUGGGAUCCAGAUCACUUCUAACAGGAUGUUUUUCUCUUUAGAACACCUAUUUAAUAAAUAGUAUUUUCUUAUGAA